Molecule: messenger RNA, 120 nt
Organism: Fusarium proliferatum ET1
Lineage: Eukaryota; Fungi; Ascomycota; Sordariomycetes; Hypocreales; Nectriaceae
Exons: 2
Coding region: 1-120 (39 amino acids)
Source: RefSeq, a predicted model, not a curated record
AUGGCAAAGCAAAACGACCACAACAAGACGAUCCUUUCCAAUGCAAUGGAUGAGGGCUUCAACCCCGCGGACAGGAAGAAGCAAAAAUACAUAGAUCUGCACCUUCAGCAAAACAGCUAG